Trichechus manatus latirostris (Florida manatee) is the source of this 3168-nucleotide messenger RNA. It is a transcript of the gene ABCC12, whose product is annotated as ATP binding cassette subfamily C member 12. Gene Ontology annotation, biological process: transmembrane transport. Bases 1 to 3168 code for a protein of 1055 amino acids. The record is from RefSeq and is a predicted model, not a curated record. The transcript is spliced from 24 exons. Gene Ontology annotation, cellular component: membrane. NCBI's taxonomy places the organism in Eukaryota, Metazoa, Chordata, Mammalia, Sirenia, Trichechidae. Gene Ontology annotation, molecular function: ABC-type transporter activity; ATP hydrolysis activity; ATP binding.
AUGGCGCAUGUGGAGUGGUCAACAGAGCAUCUGGCACAUAACGUAAGAAAGAGGGAAAGGAAGUUACUGGAAAGAGCUGGAUUUGUCCAAAGUGGAAAUUCAGCCCUGGCGCCCAUCGUGUCCACCAUAGCCAUUGUGUUGACAUUCUCCUGCCACAUCCUCCUGAGACGCAGGCUCACGGCCCCCGUGGCAUUUAGUGUGAUUGCCAUGUUUAAUGUAAUGAAGUUUUCCAUUGCAAUCUUGCCUUUCUCGGUCAAAGCAGUGGCCGAAGCCAAUGUCUCUCUGAAGAGAAUGAAGAAAAUUCUCAUAAAUAAAAGCCCCCCAUCUUACAUCACCCAACCAGAAGACACAGAUACUGUCUUGCUUUUAGCAAAUGCCACCUUGACAUGGGAGCAAGAAACCGGCAAGAAAAGUAACCUAAAGAAAGUGCAGAACCAGAAAAGCGAUUCUCUCAAGAAGCAUAGGCCAGAGGCAUACAGUGAGUUGAGUUUACCAGCCCAGGGAGUCGCUGGCCCAGAAGAGCAAAGUGGCAGCCACAAAUGGGUUCUGCACAAUAUAAGCUUUGCAGUGAGAAAGGGGAAGGUCUUGGGAAUAUGCGGGAAUGUCGGAAGCGGAAAGAGCUCCCUCAUUGCAGCUCUCCUAGGACAGAUGCAGUUACAGGAAGGGGUCGUGGCAGUCAAUGGAACUUUGGCCUACGUUUCCCAGCAGGCAUGGAUCUUCCAUGGAAAUGUGAGAGAAAACAUAUUAUUUGGAGAAAAGUAUGAUCAUCAAAGGUAUCAGCAAACAGUCCGCGUCUGUGGCCUCCAGAAGGACCUGAGCAGCCUUCCUUAUGGAGACCUGACAGAGAUCGGGGAGCGGGGCCUCAACCUCUCCGGAGGGCAGAGGCAGAGGAUCAGCCUGGCCAGAGCUGUCUACUCAAACCAUGAGAUCUACCUGCUGGACGACCCCCUGUCGGCCGUAGACGCCCACGUGGGGAAGCAUGUCUUUGAGGAGUGCAUUAAGAAGACUCUGCGGGGGAAGACCAUCGUCCUGGUGACCCACCAGCUGCAGUUCCUGGAGUCUUGUGAUGAGGUCAUUUUGUUAGAAGAUGGGGAGAUCUGUGAGAGGGGAACCCACACGAAGCUGAUGCGGGAGAGAGGGCGCUACGCGAAACUGAUCCACAGCCUCAGGGGCCUGCAGUUCAAGGAUCCUGAGGACAUUUACAACGCGGCCCUGGCGGACACCCUGUUAGACAGCGCUGCCGAGAGAGACGAGGAUGCCGUUAUGGCCCCAAGAGACGAGAAAGAUGAAGGGAAAGGAUCGGAAACAGACUCAGAGUUUGUAGAUGUCAAAGCUCCUGUGCAUCAACUCAUCCAGACCGAAUCCCCCCGGGAGGGAUCAGUGACCUGGAAAACGUAUCACACAUACAUCAAGGCUUCUGGAGGGUACCUCCUCUCUCUCCUGGCCGUGACCCUGUUCCUCCUGAUGAUCGGCAGCUCUGCCUUCAGCAACUGGUGGCUGGGUGUCUGGCUAGACGAGGGCUCGCGGAUGACCUGUGGGCCCCAGGCCAACGAGACCGUAUGUGAGAUCGGCGCGGUGCUGGCGGACACGGGGGAGCAUCUGCACCAGUGGGUAUACGCAGGGAGCAUGGUCUCCGUGCUGGUGUUUGGCAUCACCAAAGGCUUCACCUUCACCAAGACCACACUGAAGGCCUCCUCCUCCUUACAUGACCAAGUGUUUGACAAGAUCUUAAAGAGCCCGAUGAGCUUCUUUGACACGACUCCCACUGGCAGGCUAAUGAACCGCUUUUCCAAGGAUAUGGACGAGCUGGAUGUGAGGCUGCCGUUUCAUGCCGAGAACUUUCUGCAGCAGUUUUUCAUGGUGGUGUUUAUCCUGGCGAUACUGGCUGUCGUGUUCCCCGCGGUCCUCUUAGUCCUGGCCGGCCUUGCUGUGGGCUUCGUCGUUCUCUUAUGCGUGUUCCACAGAGGAGUCCAGGAGCUCAAGAAGGUGGAGAACGUCAGCCGGUCGCCCUGGUUCUCCCACAUCACCUCCUCCAUGCAGGGGCUGGGCAUCAUUCAUGCCUAUGACAAACAGGAGGACUGCAUCCACAAGUUUAAGAUGCUUAAUGACGAAAACUCCAGCCACCUCCUCUACUUUAACUGUGCUCUCCGGUGGUUUGCCCUGAGAAUGGACAUCCUCAUGAACAUCGUUACCUUUAUCGUGGCCUUGCUGGUGACGCUGAGUUUCUCCUCAAUCAGUGCUUCAUCCAAAGGCUUGUCACUGUCUUACAUCAUCCAGCUCAGCGGACUGCUCCAAGUGUGUGUGCGAACAGGAGCAGAGACCCAAGCCAAAUUCACUGCCGUGGAGCUGCUGAGGGAGUAUAUUUCGACCUGUGUUCCUGAAAGCACUCACCCCCUCAAGGUGGAGGCGUGUCCCAAGGACUGGCCCAGCCACGGGGAGAUCACCUUCAAAGACUAUCAGAUGAGGUACAGAGACAGCACUCCCCUCGUUCUCGACGGGCUGAGCCUGAACAUCCAGAGCGGGCAGACGGUUGGGAUUGUCGGAAGAACGGGUUCCGGGAAGUCAUCUUUGGGAAUGGCCUUGUUUCGUCUGGUGGAGCCAGCCAGCGGUACGAUCUUCAUCGAUGAGGUGGACAUUCGCUCCAUUGGUUUAGAAGACCUCAGGACCAAGCUGACCGUGAUCCCCCAGGACCCUGUCCUGUUUGUAGGUACAGUAAGGUACAACUUGGAUCCCUUCGAGAACCACACCGACGAGAUGCUCUGGCAGGUUCUGGAGAGAACAUUCAUGAGAGACACAAUAAUGAAACUGCCGGAAAAAUUACAGGCAGAAGUCACAGAAAAUGGCGAAAACUUCUCAGUAGGGGAACGCCAGCUGCUCUGUAUGGCCCGGGCACUCCUCCGCAAUUCAAAAAUCAUUCUCCUUGAUGAAGCCACUGCGUCCAUGGACUCCAAGACAGACUCUCUUGUUCAGAGCACCAUCAAAGACGCCUUCAGAGGCUGCACGGUGCUCACCAUUGCCCACCGCUUAAACACAGUUCUCAACUGCGACCGCGUGCUGGUCAUGGAAAACGGGAAGGUGGCUGAGUUUGACAAGCCCGAAGUCCUUGCUGAGAAUCCAGAUUCUGCGUUCGCGAUGUUGCUAGCAGCAGAAAACAAAGUUCGACUGUAA